Messenger RNA from Ruditapes philippinarum (Manila clam), 2658 nucleotides. RefSeq names its product zinc transporter ZIP10-like. Gene Ontology annotation, molecular function: zinc ion transmembrane transporter activity. The record is from RefSeq and is a predicted model, not a curated record. Gene Ontology annotation, cellular component: membrane. Gene Ontology annotation, biological process: zinc ion import across plasma membrane; intracellular zinc ion homeostasis. The coding region runs from base 230 to 2503 and encodes 757 amino acids. The transcript is spliced from 10 exons. Lineage: Eukaryota; Metazoa; Mollusca; Bivalvia; Venerida; Veneridae.
UGAGUCAGGUAAGCGAUUGCGCACGCGCAGUCCAUUCACUUACUGCAACGGGAAAGGAAUCGCCAUAUUUUCACAUGUAAUUUCACACGACACCAAUGUUGUGAGGCUCAAGCUCCUAUCUAGGCUCAAGCUCCUAUCCAGGCUCAAGCUCCUAUACCGACUCAAGCUCCCAUCCAGGCUCCUGCUCCUAUCCAGGCUCUUUAGGAGAGUGCACCAGAUUAUCUACACCAUGUGUGUUUCAAGUGGUCCAAGUAUUUGCCUGAUGUGCUUACUGUAUUAUGGUUGGCAGGCAAAAGCUGACACACCAAACAUAAGUGCUCAGAUAUCUAAACAGUAUGAUGUGUUUACAGACAGCAUUGAUGCUACUGAAGAUUCAAAAGAACUUUAUUUCAUGGAGAAAGACUUCUUUUUGAUGAAAUUGAUGACAAAAUAUGGAAAUGGAAGAGAGAUACCUUUUGAGGGAUUUGAACACAUGUUACACAACCUUGGUCUUGGUGGCAUUUUUAAGUUUGAUCAUGAGGUCAGUUGUCAUAGAAAUAAUAGCAGUUCAGAUUUUCUCAAAUUACACUCACAUCAUAAUCAUUCAAAAGACACAAUAACAUCCAUUGAUCUUUGUGGCCAUGCAAAUAAGAAUGGCUACACAGAUGAACAUUACCACCAAGGUGAUCAUGACCACACAGAUGAACAUGACCACACAGAAGAACAUGACCACACAGAUGAUCAUGACCACAUCGAUGAACAUGAACACAUCGAUGAACAUGACCACACAGAUGAUCAUGACCACACAGAAGAACAUGACCACACAGAUGAUCAUGACCACAUCGAUGAACAUGACCACACAGAUGAUCAUGAUAGCUCAGACAAACCUGUCUACACUGGUGACCAUGAUCAUAGAGAUGAAGAGAAACAUGGUCUUACAGGUGACCACAUGCAUAACCAAACAGAUGACCAGAAGCAUGAACAUGCAGAUGAACAAGAUCACAAUCAUGAUGAUGAACCCACUCAAGAUCUGAUGAAUGUAAACAAUCAUAAUGACACUAGCAAACAUGAUCACAACCAUAGUGUUCAAAAGAGAGGAACAGAUUCUUCAGAAUGUCUGUCUGCACACGACUUGUUGCAGUUAGUAGAUAGUGACAAAGGUGGAGUAAUAACUAAAGAUUUGUUUAAGGAACUUUGUCCAAGUCUUCUUUAUCAGAUAGAUGAAGAUUCUUGUCAUAGUUUCCAUGAUAAACAUACAGGAUUCCAUGGCAGUCAUAAUAGUUUCCAUGAUCACAGUGAUCAUGACCAUGCUCACACAACUGGUACAGGAAGUGCUACUGUAGAUUUAUCUAAUGUUCCUUUAAAAGUAUGGGGAUUCAGUUCAAUAGCAGUGAUUGUUAUCUCCCUUGUUGGGUUGCUUGGUGUUGCUGUUAUACCUAUUAUGCAGAAAGUAUUCUACAACCACAUGUUGCAGUUCCUUGUUGCCCUAGCUGUUGGAGCCCUGUCAGGAGAUGCACUCCUUCAUCUGUUUCCACAUGCAAUUGCUAGUGGACACAAAGGACAUGAUCACACAAAUGGUGGAGGUCACUCUCAUGAUACAGGACCAAUUUAUAAAGGUCUAUGUGGCCUUCUGGGAAUCUAUUUCUUUUUCUUUACAGAGAGAAUACUUACAAUGUUCACAGAGUAUAAAAGGAAGAAAAAGCACAAAAGAAAUCAUAGUAAUAAAUAUUUGAAAGAUGAGGAAAUGUUGAAAGUUGGAGAAAAACUUGCAAAUAGUGAAUGUGAUGGAAUGAUGAUGAGUAUCCACCCAAACAAAGCUCUUAGGGCAUAUGCAGAUGAAGCUCAUACAGAGCAUUGCACCAUCAGUUUUGAAAACACAACAUCUGUCAGUCAUGAACAUGGUCAGAGGAAACCAGACAGUCUAGAGACAUGUGUUGAUGGCGAUGAAACAUCUUCAAUGAUUAACAAUUCUGUUACGGCUUCACCAAAACACCAAGGGCAUGGACAUUCUCAUGGGAUAGAUGCUAUACCAAACUCUGUUGCUUCAGUUGCUUGGAUGGUCAUCCUUGGGGAUGGGAUACAUAAUUUUUGUGAUGGUCUGGCUAUUGGGGCUGCAUUUAUUAACAGUAUCACUGGUGGAUUUAGCACCUCUGUUGCUGUAUUUUGUCAUGAGCUGCCACAUGAAAUAGGUGAUUUUGCAAUGUUAUUGAGAGCUGGUAUGUCACCAAAGCAAGCUAUUAUUUACAACUGUCUCUCAUCCAUUUUGUGUUUUGUUGGUAUGUUGAUUGGUGUGGCUGUUGGUAACCUAAAAGGAGCCAGUCUAUGGGUAUUCUCUUUGGUUGGAGGAAUGUUCCUAUACAUUGCUCUUGUGGAUAUGUUACCAGAGUUGUCGUCAGUGGAAACAAAGAAGGGAGAGCAUCCAUUAUGUCAUCUUCUUCUACAGGGCGUAGGCAUGUGUACAGGAGCAGGGAUUAUGCUGACUAUAGCUCUCUUUGAGGGGGAUCUUCUGACAAUACUGGAUUAAGUGAUGUAAACUACAACAUUCCACAAUGUAAAAACUGGCAUCUUGUUAUUCAAUCUCGAGUCAAAGUAGUGAACUUUUUUUGCUGAAGUUAGUUGAAAUAAAGUGCAUUUAUUAAUUGUCCUUAAAAGGACCUUAAAAUAAACAAUAAAGUUUAA